Messenger RNA from Miscanthus lutarioriparius, 450 nucleotides. The record is from the annotation of a GenBank genome assembly. Lineage: Eukaryota; Viridiplantae; Streptophyta; Magnoliopsida; Poales; Poaceae.
AUGGAGGCGAGGAGCAGCGCAGCGCUCGUGGCCGUGGCCGUGGUAGCGCUGCUGGUGGUGCUCGUGCCCGAGACGUCCCGCGCGGAGCGGUUCAUCGUCGGCGACGCGGCGCGGUGGACGUGGGGGUACAACUACACGGACUGGGUCAUCAGGAAGGGACCAUUCUUCCAGAACGACACCCUGGUGUUCAUGUACGACCCACCGAACGCGACGGUGCACGCGCACAGCGUCUACCUGAUGCGCAACGCCGCGGACUACCAGUCGUGCAACCUCAAGGCGGCCAAGCUGGUGGCCAACGUCAUGCAGGGCGCCGGCACCGGAUUCGAGUUCGUGCUCAAGAAGCGCAAGCAGCACUACUUCGUGUGCGGCGAGCGCGGCGGCAUCCACUGCACCAUGGGGAACAUGAAGUUCGUCGUCAAGCCCAAGAGCUCCGCCUGCCGCGACGACUGA